This is a messenger RNA of Astyanax mexicanus (Mexican tetra), 1011 nucleotides long. RefSeq names its product ubiquitously-expressed, prefoldin-like chaperone (gene uxt). The transcript has 6 exons. Lineage: Eukaryota; Metazoa; Chordata; Actinopteri; Characiformes; Acestrorhamphidae. The coding region runs from base 341 to 808 and encodes 155 amino acids. Gene Ontology annotation, biological process: negative regulation of transcription by RNA polymerase II. The record is from RefSeq and is a predicted model, not a curated record. Gene Ontology annotation, molecular function: transcription corepressor activity.
GCGUGUCAUGGCUAUUUCCGGUAUCUUGUAAACAACCGCUUUACUCUCACAUGGCGCAGGAUUACGCGAGGCAGAUCAGUAAUUAUUAGAUAUUUACUCGCAGGAAAAGUGUUAAUAUCUCAGCGUGUGUGUUUUAUGAAGCUAGUUAACCUGUCAGUCCUGAAAUAACUGCUAGCUAACUAGCCUAGCUAGCCUGUUAGCAGGUUCUCAGCUGUCAGCUUCAUUCUGCAGCUCAGGAGAAGAAAAACCUGAAUUUCGGUGUUUUAAUGAGGUUAUUCUAGAUCCAGCUUGUUUUUUUACCGUGCCACGUGGAAACUGCAGCUGUAACUAAAUUAGCAGGAUGACUUCUGGUAAUCUCAACAUCGACGACAAAGUCCUGCAGUAUGAAGCUUUUAUCAGUGACGUUCUGAAGAGAGAUUUACAGACAGUGUUGGAACAGAGAGAUGGAGUGUAUGAUAAAAUAUCACAGUAUCUCCAGCUGAAGAAUACAAUCAAAAGUAUUCAGGAAGCUGACAGCAAAGAGCUUAAGACAGAUGUAGACCUUGGCUGUAAUUUCUAUGUUCAAGCUCAAGUACCGGACACUUCUAAAAUCUUUGUUGCAGUUGGGUAUGGGUUUUUUGUUGAGUUCACACUCUCUGAAGCGCUGAAGUUCAUAGAAAAGAAGACCAAACAGCUUACAGAGUACACAGAGGUUCUUACCAAAGAUGCAGCAAAAAUUAAGGCCAACAUCCGCCUGGUUUUAGAGGGUUUAAGAGAGUUACAGGGUUUGACGGAUCUUCCUGAGACCAGAAGGAGAGAGGUGUUUUAACUACAGCUUAAUUUUGCAGUUGGAAACCCGGUCUCAUACUCCAGGCUUUCUUUGAGACAUUAUGUAUAACUGGGAUGGGUUUCAGGCUUCAUAUAAUGUAACUAUUGUAUAAAAUGACAUAAUUCAAUAAGACAUGGUUUCUUAAAAGGAUGUACUGUUAAUGAAGUGAAAUGGACUCAAUAAAAUGCAUCUUAUUUUCAAUA